AUGGGGUUCCCUAGCCCUAUCGGAGCUAGUGAUGCGAUGGCAAAAAGUUUGUAUUGCGGUAUGAAACCUAUCGCGUCAUGGGAUGCUGAGCGAGACAAAACUCCUCCGACUGGAGGUGUCUUCAACCUUGAAUUUUCCCCGGAAGGGACAUUGCUAGUAGCUGCUUGUGAAAAGAAAUCAAUACAAAUUUUUGACCCUUUAACACAUGAGCUGAUACAUUCAGUAAAUGGUGCACAUUCAGAUUGUGUCAACUGUGUCAAGUUUUUAGAUGGACGUAUGUUCGCAACCUGUUCAGAUGACACGACCAUUGCUUUAUGGGACGUUCGAAACUUAAAAAAAAAGAUCCGCUUACUCCUAGGCCACUCAAAAUGGGUGAAAAAUAUUGAAUUCUCUGUAAAAGACAAGCUGCUGGUAACGUCAGGUUUAGAUGGGAGCAUUUAUACGUGGGAUAUUAAUUCUUAUACGGAGUGUAAUCUUUUGUACCAAAGAGUGUUCCACACGUCGAGCCUAAUGCGAUGCCGUCUGUCGCCUGACGCGAGGCAGAUGGUGAUGUGUACAACUGGUGGACUUAUCGUCAUUAUACAUGAUCUGAAUUUGUCUACACUGUCUCAAGAUUUAUAUGGAUUUAAGCCAAAUUUGUAUCGGUUGAUGCAAAUGAGUCAGCAACUGAUCCCCAUAGCGGCGAUGUACGACCACUUGUUCGACUCGUCGCGCAAGGAGAACCGCGUUGAGUUCGUGUCGGACUUUCCCGAUGGCAACGAUGCUGAAGUUGUCAGCGCAUUGCAGGUACACCCUCAGGGAUGGAGCGCGCUGAGCAGAAAUAUCAGCCAUGAUGACAAAUCAGAAUGGACGUGCAUCCACGAUAUUCAACCGCACAACAGCUCCCCGAACAAGGACAUAAAGGACAGUGAGCCGGUCACGCGAAAGCUGCCGCCCCGUCGCACACGCCUGCGAGUCUACCGCAUGCCCAGACUCCAUGAGCAACUUGCUCCGGCACCUUACACCACCGUUCGCGUAAGACGUUACCCUGAUACAGAGCCAAGACCCAGUACGUCGCAGGAGGUCGUCGUUGGCCCUGUGCCGACCAACCGCUCGCGUCUGCUUGGGGGUCUGUCUGGUAUUCAGAACGAUGUGUGGGAAGCCGCUAUCACGAUCAAACAACACAGAUUAAUGCAGGAAAUGUAUAACAGAGGACAAGUUCGGCGCAACUUUAACAUGCAGAGGAUAACAGGCGUGAACACAGGGAUCACUCCCCCCGCCGCUCAACAUCCCCGGGCGCAACGGAACGAUGACGAAACAAGUACUUCCCCAUCACCAUCUGGACAAACGCCAGCAGAGGAAGCUUCUAGUUCAAGUGACGCAGAAGGAGCCACACGACACUACAUACGACAGAACAAAGACAGACUUCUUUACUAUAUAGAGGAGACUAACGAAGGCAAAGGGUUUAUUAAGGAACUGUGCUACUCAGCGGACGGUCGGAUCGUAUGCUCGCCAUUCGGCCGAGGGAUAAGGCUUCUCGCCCUAAACAAUGACUGUAGCGAGCUCUCCAGUUGCGUACAAGAGCUGAAUGGUGCCAGACCUAUGGUGGAAGUCGGCCAGAGCUUAGGUAUACACCAGGAUCUCGUCGUCAGCUCCAAGUUUAGCCCAAGAUACCAUAUGCUAGUGACCGGUUGUCUUGAAGGAAAAAUAGUGUGGUACCAACCGUUCAGUGGUGAAUCUUUGUAA
Messenger RNA from Arctia plantaginis, 1725 nucleotides. The record is from the annotation of a GenBank genome assembly. Lineage: Eukaryota; Metazoa; Arthropoda; Insecta; Lepidoptera; Erebidae.